AUGAGUUGUUUUGGUGGACUGUCAGAGGUUAAGCUAGCGGAUGCCGUCAUUCAAGCAGUCAUCGACCAGAUGAGAUGCAAGGUGGAGGAUAAAAUCAACGAAAAAUUCAAAGAUUACAGAGCUGUUAUAUUCAGGACACAAGUUGUUGCCGGGCUGAAUUAUUUCGUUAAAGUGCACACAGAGGACAAGAAAUACUUGCAUUUGAGACUAUUUUCUCCCCUGCCAUGCAAUGGAAUGGACGUUGAACUGCAUGGUGUCGAAUAUCCCAAGAGCGAAACAGAUGAACUUAAAUAUUUUGAUUGCAACUGA
This is a messenger RNA of Helobdella robusta, 309 nucleotides long. RefSeq lists its product as hypothetical. The transcript is spliced from 3 exons. The coding region runs from base 1 to 309 and encodes 102 amino acids. The record is from RefSeq and is a predicted model, not a curated record. Gene Ontology annotation, cellular component: cytosol. NCBI's taxonomy places the organism in Eukaryota, Metazoa, Annelida, Clitellata, Rhynchobdellida, Glossiphoniidae. Gene Ontology annotation, molecular function: cysteine-type endopeptidase inhibitor activity.